CUACGAAGUACACAAAGUUAUAAGAUGGACUCUACCAUUAAGCAAAUAGUAAAGCCGCUAACGGCAGAAGGGAGUCUUCCAACCGUCACGUUAGAAUCAUCCGCUCCGGUAACGGAAAGCAUUAACGUCGCAAAACGAUACGCAGAUCGUGCGGAUAACCUGUACUUCCUGUUCAUUCCACUGGCCGUCUUGGUCACCAUCAUGUUAUUAUCCGUUGUGGUUUACUUAAUGGCUAGACGUCGCCAUAAGAUUUUGUCCAAGUACAGCUAUGUUCCAAGUUUUAGUUUUGAAUCGUCUGACCUCGACGAUGAACGAGAGGACCGUGAGACAGAUCAUUUACUGAAAGGGAGCAAACUUCGGCUCGAAGAGUCACCUUUAGAGAGCCCAACCAGUGCAAAUCGUUCCACUGGCAUGUAUGGAGGUAGCCGUGAGCUGUUUGCCUAAUACAAUUAGGAAUUGUCCCACUUUAUCGCGACCAUUGGCUCAGUAGGUCAACGCGUGAAGAAGUUAACAACUUAACAGAAAUGGUUUGUGAUACUUAAAGCAAUAGGGAACCAUGCAAUUUCAACGAACCAAAGAUACUACUACGGCACUAACGAACGAGGCAGGGUUUCAGGCCGUUUGCUAUCAAACGUUCAACGAACGGUUCGAAAUGGUAUCCCGGAGGAGU
Messenger RNA from Anopheles nili, 670 nucleotides. RefSeq lists its product as uncharacterized. The transcript has 2 exons. Bases 25 to 444 code for a protein of 139 amino acids. The record is from RefSeq and is a predicted model, not a curated record. Lineage: Eukaryota; Metazoa; Arthropoda; Insecta; Diptera; Culicidae.